Balaenoptera acutorostrata (minke whale) is the source of this 3308-nucleotide messenger RNA. RefSeq names its product poly(ADP-ribose) polymerase family member 4 (gene PARP4). The transcript is spliced from 9 exons. Bases 215 to 1009 code for a protein of 264 amino acids. The record is from RefSeq and is a predicted model, not a curated record. Gene Ontology annotation, molecular function: NAD+ poly-ADP-ribosyltransferase activity. NCBI's taxonomy places the organism in Eukaryota, Metazoa, Chordata, Mammalia, Artiodactyla, Balaenopteridae.
GGUGGUGGCGGGCGGAGACGCGGGGGGAAACAGCUCCCGGAGAGAACUUCCGGGACAGACCGAGCCCCUCCCCUGCCAUUCAAAACUUCAGCUGGCCCCCUCGCGGUUGGGGCGGGGGUGUCUGUCUAGUUCCGCGUCUUUUGUUUUUUGUUUUUGUCUUCUGUGCCACGAGUGACCAAGUAAAAGAAAAAAGGACAGUCGGCCACACUCUUUGAUGAGUCAAAGGUUUUAUUCAGAGAAUGUUGGAAUUCCUCAUUUUCCUCAAGAUUUUGAAGUUGCAAAAUAUAACACCUUGGAAAAAGUAGGGACAGAGGGAGGUAAGGAGACGGCCAUGGUGGAGCUGAGGUGCCCCCAGAGCCCCGAGGACCCCGGGGACCACGGCUUUCUGAUAUCCGCACACUUCCUCCUGGCCGACGGCGUCGAGACCAGGAGGCAGUUCUCUGUAAAGAAAACCUCUGCAGAUGCGAGUGAAUACUAUGAAAAUUACAUUGAAGAGCUGAAGAAACAAGGGUUUCCACUAAGAGAACAUCUGGCACCCGAAGCAACCCAGCUAGCAUCUGAAAAACUGCAAGCACUCCUUUCAGAGGAGGCCGUAAAUUCAAGCGUUCUGAGCCUGUGGGCGGAAGCUCUCGGCCGCCUGGGGCACACAGUGCUCAGACCGGUGCACAGGACGAGCCUUAAUGACGUGAGCAAGGCAGAGGGAAUUCUCCUCCUAGUAAAGGAAGAGCUGAGAAAUGGAGAAACAGAGGAACAAGUGCAGACGAUGAUGGCUGAGUUCUACAGGUUAAUACCUCACAGAGCCGCCCCGGCCGAGAAGGUCAGCCUGAGGCUGCUGGCUAAGAAAGAGGACCUCUGCCUGCUAAUAAGAGACAUGGUUAACCUCUGUGAAACUAAUUUGUCCAAACCCAACCCACCAUCUCUUGCCAAAUACCGAGCUCUGAGAUGCAAAAUUGAGCAUGUUGAACCGAACACUGAAGAAUUUUUCAGAGUUAGAGGUGUUGCAGAAUAAUCACAGUAAGAGUCCAGUGGACAUCUUGCAGAUAUUUAGAGUUGGCAGACUGAGUGAAACCACGGAGUUUUUGAGCCACCUUGGCAAUGUGACGCCCUCGCUGCACAGGUCCCCUGUACAGAGCUUUGUAGGAAUCCUGUCCUGGAAUAUUCCCUGGGAUUUUGAGAAAAUAAAGAAAGCAAGUGAAUGGCUAAGAAGAACUGAAGGGCAGUAUCCAUCUAUCUGCCAACGGCUCGAGCUGGGGAAAGACUAGGACUCUGCCACCAAACAGCUGCUGGGGCCCCAACCCGGAUACACCCCUUCCCCUCUUCACAGACUUCUUAAGUACAGUCAAGGCUGAAGCACAUGAAGUUGUCUUUUAAACCUUUUUCAUGCUUCCAUGUAUACAAUAAUCAGAUACUAAUAGACACCUAUAAUGAAAUCUAAUUAUGAUUUUAUUCAGUGUAGCAAUCACUUUAAAAUAAGUGGAAGCAGUCUAUUGUUUUAAUGAACUAACCAGCAAUUAUAAAAAUUCCAGGGAAUUCCCUGGCAGUCCAGUGGUUAGGACUCUGAGCUUUUGGUGCCGGGGACCUAGGUUCCACCCCUGGUUGGGGAGCUAAGAUCCCACAAGCUGAGCGGCACAGCCAAAAAAAAAGUUUUUUUAAUAAAAAAAUUAAAAUUCCGGUAUUACAGACUUUUUUGUGUCUGAAUACUUUAAGGUGAUGAGAGACGCAUCGGGAUGGAGCUGGAAGCGUAGUUCCUUCUCCCCUCUCAGGAGGCUGGCAGGGAGCUGGCGCAGCCAGGCUGAGCAAGCUGGGAGGAAACAAGCCUGUUUCUGGGCCGGGUGUUGAACCUGGGCCCACCUGGCACUUGGGGUGCACGCUCCCUGGUGUGGGCCCUCAUCUGCAGAUCCCUGCACACCUUUCUUUUUUUUUUGGCUGCACCACGCAGCUUGUGGCAUCGCAGUUCCCUGACCAGGGAUCCAACCGGCCCGGCAGUGAAAGCACAGAAUCCUAACCACUGGACCACCAAGGAAGUCCCUGGACACCUUUCUUAUUGCGUAGAGAAACUGGGUGUCCCGAGCAAUUCUUUGGUGGAUCUUGCUUUUGGUGUUGCAUCAAAAAUCUCACCACCAGACGAAGGUCAUCUAGAUUUUCUCCUAUGUUAUGUUCUAGAAGUUUUAUAGCUUUGCAUUGUUUGUUUAGGCCUCUGAUCCAUCUUGAGUUUUCCUUGUGAAGGGAGUGAGGUCUCUGUCCAGUUUACUCCACGCGACCCCUUCCAGGCCGUUUCCGCUCUGCCUUUAUGUAGAACCCCAGUGUCUUUGACAUUCAGUCCUGGCUGUCCUCCCACCUGUCCUGCCCGUCACCCCUCCCGCACAUAGGUGCAGGGUUUCCUUCCUGCUGCGGGGUCUGCCCGCCUCUCCAGUGGCUCCCAACACCCUGAUGAGGGACCCUGUGAGCCUGCUGGUGCCCGAGGCAACGGGCCUCCUCCCACCUUCCUCCCCGAUGAGGCAUGAAGCUCAGGACCUGUCCCACUACUCACACUGCAGACGUCCGGCUCCGUUCGGGGCCGUGGGCCCAGGGCCAAGGGGAGCUGGCAUCUUCGACUACUCUGCCUUUUGCUGUUUAUAUAUAUAUAAACCAUCUAAAUCUGAAACGGGCUUGUUAUAUCUUUACUGGCCAAAUCAGUCAGGUCUUGGCCCUGGCCUGCCCUGCUUGUUUGCUUGGUGUAAUUACAGAAGACAAACCGGGUACCUCCUUACACUGUUACUGGAAACAUAUACUAGUCAAACAAAAUUUUGCAAUGUUUAUCAAAAUUUAAAUCACUGUGCAGUGGUCAUUUCAUAAUGUAUAGAAAUAUCGAAUUACUAUGUUGUGCACCAGGAACUAAUAUAGUGUUGUAGGUCAAUUAUGCUUCAAAAACAAACAAGCAAACUCAUGGAAAAAGAGAUCAGACCUGUGGUUACCAGAGAUGGGGGUGGUGGGAGGGGAGAGUGCGCGAAGGUGGUCCAAAGGUGCAAACUUCCAGUCAUACGACAAGUAGGUACUAGGGCUGUGAUGUGCAGCAUGACGAAUAGAAUGAGCGCUGCCGUGUGUUAUAUAUGAGAGUGGUUCGGAGACUAAAUCCCAAGAGUUCUCGUCACAGGAAGAAUAGUUUUCUUUUAUUUUGUGUCUAUGUGAGAUGACGGAUGUUCACUAGACUUACCGUGGUCAUCAUUUCAUCGUGUAUGUAGGUCAGAUCAUUAUGCUGUACAUCUAAAACUUACACAGUGCUGUGUGUCAGUUAUAUCUCAAUAAAACUGGAAGAAAAAAUUAAAUCA